AUGUCCAAGAUUGACCAGAGAGGUACACCUUCAGUUAUUAAUCGGAGGUGUAACCCACGGAUUCCUAAUUUGCAGCAUAAUAGGGCUGGGGACAAUUCUGAUUCUUGCCAUUCUGGGUUUGAUUCUCCACGUGGUUCAACGUCUUCGCGCAGUGAAGGAGGAGAGAGUAGUGGCCUGAAAGGACUUCGCUAUGACCCUCAACAGUUACAAAACAAGGACUCCUUCUCGGGGCCCUCCCACUUACACUAUACAGCUGGAGGGUCUCACUAUGAUGAUGUGGCCAUCUUUAAAAGUGCAGAGCCUUGUUCCCAUGUCUCAAGCUCUACAGACAGUGGCUAUGGACAUGUUUAUGAAAAAGUUGAUGUCCUUAUGCAACCAUCUGGCUUCUCCAAUGCCAACAAUUCAAAGAUGUCAUCUCCAAGACAUUCAUAUCGCCCAAACUCUGCGGACGAGCGUAGUUCCUACACUCCAUCUGCCAGUGAUUUUUCUAGUCCACCUCCAUCAAGGGAGAUCACUCCUAGUCGAUGUGUGGAGGCUGCAUACCAUCAACAACAGCAUCAGCAAGAUAAUUGGUAUCAAUAUGAACAGACAAAUGUGGUAUGUAGAAAUAGCAGUAUCUAUCUAUCUUACAUUUUUCAGUCCUUUAUAGCUGGUGGCAUUGGUUCCUAUGGUAACCCUUUCAAGCCUGAUGACAUGGGAAUUUUUGUAACCAAAGUCCAAGCAGAAGGUCCAGCCAUGAACCAUUUAUUUCCAGGAGAUAAAAUUCUCAAGGUUAAUGGAACUGACUUUGCUUGCAUUGAACAUGAUCGGGCUGUGGCCGUGUUGAAAAACGGCAAUCCAGUACAUAUGUUUGUGCAGCGACAAUGA
Molecule: messenger RNA, 867 nt
Organism: Acanthosepion pharaonis
Lineage: Eukaryota; Metazoa; Mollusca; Cephalopoda; Sepiida; Sepiidae
Source: the annotation of a GenBank genome assembly